Messenger RNA from Vicugna pacos (alpaca), 5110 nucleotides. NCBI's taxonomy places the organism in Eukaryota, Metazoa, Chordata, Mammalia, Artiodactyla, Camelidae. The record is from RefSeq and is a predicted model, not a curated record.
GAGCUGUGACUGAUGAGAAUUAAAGGCCAUGGAUGAAGAUGGACUUGAAUUACAACCUCAAGAGCCAAACUCAUUUUUUGAUGCAACAGGAGCUGAUGCUACACACAUGGAUGGUGAUCAAAUUGUUGUGGAAGUACAAGAAACUGUUUUUGUUUCAGAUGUUGUGGAUUCAGACAUAACUGUGCAUAACUUUGUUCCUGAUGACCCAGACUCAGUUGUAAUCCAAGAUGUUAUCGAGGACGUUGUUAUAGAAGAUGUUCAGUGCCCAGAUAUCAUGGAAGAAGCAGAUGUAUCUGAAACGGUCAUCAUUCCUGAGCAAGUGCUGGACUCAGAUGUAACCGAAGAAGUUUCUUUAGCACACUGCACAGUCCCAGAUGAUGUUUUAGCUCCUGAUAUUACUUCGGCCUCAAUGUCUAUGCCAGAACACGUCUUGACGAGUGAAUCCAUACAUGUGUCUGACGUUGGACACGUUGAACAUGUGGUUCAUGAUAGUGUUGUGGAGGCAGAAAUCGUCACUGAUCCUCUGACAGCCGACGUAGUGUCAGAAGAAGUGUUGGUGGCAGAUUGUGCCUCUGAAGCAGUCAUAGAUGCCAAUGGGAUCCCCGUGGACCAGCAAGAUGAUGACAAAAGCAACUGUGAGGACUACCUUAUGAUUUCCUUGGAUGAUGCUGGCAAAAUAGAACAUGAUGGUUCCUCUGGAAUGACCAUGGACGCAGAGUCGGAAAUUGAUCCUUGUAAAGUGGAUGGCACUUGCCCUGAAGUCAUCAAGGUGUACAUUUUUAAAGCUGACCCUGGGGAGGAUGACUUAGGUGGCACUGUAGACAUUGUGGAGAGUGAACCUGAGAAUGAUCAUGGAGUUGAACUACUUGAUCAGAAUAGCAGUCUUCGUGUGCCAAGGGAAAAGAUGGUUUAUAUGACCGUCAACGACUCUCAGCAAGAAGAUGAAGAUUUAAAUGUUGCUGAAAUCGCUGAUGAAGUUUAUAUGGAAGUGAUUGUAGGAGAGGAAGACGCUGCUGCAGCAGCGGCAGCAGCUGCUGCACAUGAACAGCAAAUUGAUGACAAUGAAAUCAAAACCUUCAUGCCAAUAGCAUGGGCAGCAGCUUACGCAAUAAUUAUUGGCCCUGAUGGACAUCCCUUGACUGUCUAUCCUUGCAUGAUUUGUGGGAAAAAGUUUAAGUCACGAGGCUUUUUGAAAAGACACAUGAAAAACCAUCCAGAACACCUUACGAAGAAGAAGUACCGCUGUACUGACUGCGAUUACACUACCAACAAGAAGAUAAGUUUACACAACCACCUGGAGAGCCACAAGCUGACCAGCAAGGCAGAGAAGGCCAUCGAGUGCGAUGAGUGUGGGAAGCAUUUCUCUCAUGCUGGGGCUUUGUUUACUCACAAAAUGGUGCAUAAGGAAAAAGGAGCCAACAAAAUGCACAAGUGUAAAUUCUGCGAAUACGAGACCGCUGAACAGGGGUUACUGAAUCGCCACCUCUUGGCGGUCCACAGCAAGAACUUUCCUCAUAUAUGCGUGGAGUGCGGUAAAGGUUUUCGACACCCCUCAGAGCUCAAAAAGCACAUGCGAAUCCAUACCGGGGAGAAGCCGUACCAGUGCCAGUACUGCGAAUACAGGUCUGCAGACUCUUCUAACUUGAAAACACACGUAAAAACUAAGCAUAGUAAAGAGAUGCCAUUCAAGUGUGACGUUUGUCUUCUGACUUUCUCCGAUACCAAAGAGGUGCAGCAACAUGCUCUUAUCCACCAAGAAAGCAAAACACACCAGUGUUUGCAUUGCGACCACAAGAGCUCGAACUCAAGCGACCUGAAACGACACAUCAUUUCAGUUCACACGAAGGACUACCCCCAUAAGUGUGACAUGUGUGACAAAGGCUUUCACAGGCCUUCUGAACUCAAGAAGCAUGUGGCUGCCCACAAGGGUAAAAAAAUGCACCAGUGUAGACAUUGUGACUUUAAGAUUGCAGAUCCAUUUGUUCUAAGUCGCCAUAUUCUCUCAGUUCACACGAAAGAUCUUCCGUUCAGGUGUAAGAGAUGUAGAAAGGGAUUUAGGCAACAGAAUGAGCUUAAAAAGCAUAUGAAGACACACAGUGGCAGGAAGGUGUAUCAGUGUGAGUACUGUGAGUAUAGCACUACAGAUGCCUCAGGCUUUAAACGGCACGUUAUUUCCAUUCAUACGAAAGACUACCCUCACCGCUGUGAGUACUGCAAGAAGGGGUUCCGAAGACCUUCAGAGAAGAACCAGCACAUAAUGCGACAUCAUAAAGAAGUUGGCCUGCCCUAACGAUUCUUACACAGACGUUUGUAGAGAUGUUGGCAUUGAAGCAGAAAAUUCAUUUUAAAGCCAAUCAGUCUCGUUCACAUACAAUACUGUAUAUUGAUUUAUGCUGUGUACAAAUAGAAUUACUGCUUCUAGUUGACUUUUUUUUUACAUUUUGUUCAAUAGUGUGUUCUGAAUUCUAUUCAGUUUGUUUAAUAAAUGGGGAAAAGUGGCAACAAGCAAGUUGCUUUUAAUAAAGUAAUCCCUGAUUCUAUACUGAAUUUUUCUAUCUUAGAAGUUUUAUAUUUAUUUAAAUAUUUACCGUGCUUACCUUGAUGGUACUCUUCUAAGACCAUUUAACUUAAAGUUAAGGUAACUUUAGAUUGGUAGCUCUGACAGUACUCAUGUUGACUCUCUCUUUUCCCAUAAAUUUCUCACAAUAAAAUUGUCAGAGACAUCUACUAACAUAAAUUGGGAGAUUUUUACGGUCAGGUCUAAUUAUCCUAACAGAAUUCAUUUACUUGUCUUGUUUAAUAUUUUCAGACCACAUGACAAUGGAAGUUUCCAUUUGAGCUUUUGUGUCCCUGGCAUCGCCGAGUAAAGAGCAGUGGCUGGGUUCGUGUUACUUUUCAUUUUGUUCGGACGCAAUAUACUUUUGGGGAGGCUUUCUUUGGAGUAUUUACAUCUGUUGUCAGCAUAGCAAAUUUUAGAAAACUUUAUUGAACAAUUUUGCUUGAUCAUGUUGUAUUUUGAUUAUUCUGUCUGUGCUGCUUUGUCUUGGAAUGGUUGUGUGCUACAAAUGAGACUUAUUGAGGACUGCAUUUGGAAUCUCCUAGAGGUAAUUCGUGGCUCAUAGGAUCUUUUGCAACUUUAUAUAUGUAAAUGUACCCUGAAUUAUGUAUAUGCACAUAUAUAUAACAUGUAUCUGUGUGUAUUGCUUAUUUUACAUAUUUAUACACACAACCCCAAGUAGUAGUUGUUUAAAAUCUAUAAUGAAAAGUAUUAAAUUUACGAUAACAUGAAAGAUGCAGGGAUGCAUGAGAGAGCAUUUUGUUAAUCAUGCUCUUCAGAGAGACUACUCAGGUGAAGAAUUAGAAGGAAAAUAAGGACACUAGUAUUUUUAAAGAGUAAAGGUAUUUUCUUUUAAAUAUCUUUGGUAACUGAAAAAUAGAAGUUAAGAUGUUUCUAGAUAGAAUGUUUUCAUAUAACUUCAGCUCCAUGCCUUUAUAUUUUUCUGAAAAGCUAAUGAGUAUCCAGACCUAACUCUGUCAGUUGUCUCUGGGAAGCUUGUGAGGGAACUCUGUGUCACCAAGUGUGGGGGGACAAAGGAAGCAGCAGCUCCGUGGACCAGAGAAUGGGUGCUAAUUACGACUUAAACUUGGCAAGUCCAGCCUGCUCUGUUAUUUCUUAGUUACAGUCAGCAAACUUUAAAAAACUUAAUGCUUAAGUUGACUUUGAUUAGAAGAUAAAGGUAUGUUUUAAGUGCAUGAGAAAAAUCUGAGGCCUUAUUUGGAACAUCACCUACUCUUUCACAGUUUGGUUUUUCUUUGAAAGUUGACAUUUUUUAACACAUAGUUCCAAAUCAGUAUCAAAAAUUCAUAAAAACGAACUUGGUUAAUUAGAAUUUGAUUAUGUUAAGAUAAAUUGGAGAACAGAAAACCAUUUUGGGGGCCCCAAUUGGCUGUUGGCGCAUGAGUAUCUGGCACAUCAUUGAGAGGCAGGAAUUUUCUUCCCACUGGUAGCUGCCUAGCCACUUCAUUAUGGUGCUCCAUCGCCUUCGUGCUAUUGGGUUUUUACCUUUCAUCUUUCUCUUUGCCAUUGAUACUUGUAGGCGAGAGUUAUUUAUAGGGUUAGAAGUCGAAGUAUCUAGUGUUUGGCAAGCCUCUGAAGUGCUAGAUUGAUUUAGUCCAGCUCUAAAUCAAGUGCUUUAGGCUGGUAUGAACUCCAACCCGAAUGCCAGUCAAAGCCACGGCAUAGGAGCCCCUAUGCCCUCUUGGCCCCAUAAUGUGCUUUCUUUUUCUUUCUUUAAAGUAACUUACAGUUGUGUGAUUCAUUACCCUGCAGUACUUUUCUUCAACGCUCUGUCUGUUUUUUUGUGAGAACCUUUAAAAUCUCCCUUAAUUUAAAUUUUUCCCAGAAAUAAUGUAAAAGAAAACACUUAAAUGAAAGUGGAAAUUUAUUAAUUUUAGAACAUCCUGUAAAAGUUAAUACAGAAAAUAUAAAUAAUUGGUCCUUUAACUAUAUUUUUUUAAAUAAACUGAAAGAUAAAGAACACAACACUUUACACACUUUAUAUUUCUCUUACAUAGUCUGGAAUCAUACACAGUUCUUUUCUUUUUAAAGCACAAUAUUGAAACCUUUAAAAGGUAUUUAAGGGUUUGGUCAAGUGAAUAUGAUAAAAUGUAUUUGUCUGUAUAAAGAGAAAAUGAAGUUGUAGUCACUGUUAUGUACUGACAUUAGUUACAACCUAGUUUUAAUUCUUAAAACAAUUUUGAUUAGCAAAGCUAAAAAAAAUGGAUGUUUCAGUUAAAUGUUUUAAAGAGGUACAGAUUUUUACAAGGACAUAAUAUAAGUUAUUGUUCUGUAGAAAUAUCCUAUUAAAUAUUGUAUGUCCCUCCCUCUGUACACUUUGUAAAAAAAGUAAAAUACAUAAAAAGAAAAUCAUAUAGGGAUGUGUGACAUUAUUGUAAUUGUGUACUUGAGAAUAACGUGCAAAAAUAAAAAUCAGAAUAUUUUCCUGUUAAUGUUUAGUCUAUUUGAUACCAGUACUAAGUUAAUGGUUUUUCUUAAGAAAAAAAAUGUACAGUUUUUGUAAACCUAAUAAACAUCAAAAGCAGUGGAUUA